AUGGAGGGGUACAUUGUCAUGAUCCCAAAAGACUUCAUUAAAUUAUAUCUCAAUGGAGAAUUCGUUGAUUCUAAAUCCAAAGAGAAAUUCUCUCUCAGAAACCCAAAAGACAACACUCUGGUAGUUGAAGGAAUUCCGAUUGCAGAUUCCGAAGAUGUCGACCUUGCUGUCGAACACGCUGACGAAGCCUUCAAAGCAUACAGCAAGUUCACAGCAGGGCAGAAAACCCAAUGUUUUCAUAAACUGGCAGCCAUUCUAGAAGAACAGCUGAUCGAUAUUUUAACGCUGGAUUCACUCACCUCAGGAAACCCUGUGUCCAUUAUCCCAACUCGCGAGAAGGAUUAUAUCAAGAAUACUAUACUGUAUUAUUCGGGAUGGACAGACAAACAAAAAGGAGACUACCUCCCAGCAGACGAUGGGUUUACCAAAAUAGUGCGCCAUGAACCUUUGGGAGUGUGCGCUGCUAUCAAUCCAUUUAAUGCACCUGUGGCUACCAUGAUAAUCAAAGCCGCGCCGGCUUUGGCAACAGGAAAUGUGAUGAUAGUCAAACCGUCCGAGAAAACUCCCUUGGGAACCCUAGCUAUCGCACCUCUAUUUGAGCAAGCUGGAUUUCCAAAGGGAUGUAUUCAGGUCAUAACGGGGAAUGGCCAAACUGGAGCUUUAUUAUCGAACCACAUGAAGAUUCGAAAGAUAAGCUUCACAGGUAGUGUUUCAACUGGCAAGAAAGUCCAAGCCGCCGCUGCUCAAAGUAAUUUGAAACGCGUGACUCUGGAACUGGGCGGCAAGAGUCCUGCUGUGGUGUUCGAAGAUUGCAAUCUGGAUAACGCAAUUAACUGGACCGUCCACGCCAUCCUCGCUCGCUCAGGCCAAGUGUGCGUAGCCGCAACAAGAGUCUACGUUCAGAAAUCUAUAUCAAAAAAAUUCAUUGACAGAUAUAUCGAGAGGAUGAAAGCAGCAGCUUCAGAUUUUGGCGAUCCUCAGGAUUCCUCGGUCAAGAUGGGCCCAUUGGUUGACACGGACCAACUCAGAAGGGUAAAAGCCAUGGUUGACCGCGGCAAGGGGGAGGCGGAACUUGUUGUUGGUGGGGUGCAGCAUGGCGAGACGGGAUGCUACAUGGAACCUACUGUGUUCCUGAACCCCAAGGUCAACGCUGAAAUAUAUCAGAAAGAGAUAUUUGGCCCAGUCUCAGUUCUGAAGACGUUCGAGACUGAGGAGGAGGUUUUGAAGAUGGCGAAUGAUACGGAAUACGGCUUGAUGUCAGGUGUGUUCACGAGGGAUAUCUCACGCGCGCUCAGGAUGUCCGCAGGUUUGGAAACUGGUGUUGUGGGUGUCAACUGCGUAAGCUAUAUGAAUGCACAAGUACCGUUCGGUGGGAUGAAGCAGUCCGGGCACGGCAGAGAAUUUGGUGAAUACGCUUUACGCGCAUAUACUGAACCUAAGACAAUUUUGAUCAAUAUGAACGCUUGAUGAAUGCCGUAAGCACCUUGUGGCAGCCAGUUAUAUGCUCCUACGUACAUCUAUCUACGCGCCUCAGCUUGUCAAGGUUCACUUCUCAGCUUGCAAUGUACAGCUGAAGACUCAGCUCGCUCGAACUCAGCUGAAUGCUCAGCUCGCUUGUUGCUUGCCACCGUUGCCACCUGCAACUCCUAUUCUCUCUUCACUAUAUAGCCACUCGUUAGCACUUCAAUACAACUCAUGCUU
Molecule: messenger RNA, 1701 nt
Organism: Mytilinidion resinicola
Lineage: Eukaryota; Fungi; Ascomycota; Dothideomycetes; Mytilinidiales; Mytilinidiaceae
Product: aldehyde dehydrogenase
Exons: 6
Coding region: 1-1467 (488 amino acids)
Molecular function (GO): aldehyde dehydrogenase (NAD+) activity
Source: RefSeq, a predicted model, not a curated record